AUGUCCUUCCUUGAGCGUCAAAAGACGCGCAUUACGGGUGACGAAGAUGGCGCCCGUCGACACAGCAUCCUCAAUCCCUCGUCCUCGGGCAAGAUACCCAACGCGAAGAAACCACGCACGAGACCGCCCGCAUCGAUACGCGAUCAUCUCCCUUACCCAAACUCGACCCUCUCUCCCACUUCAGGGCCAUACUCCAUAGGCAGCAUGGAGAUAGAAGUCCCUGUCGAACACCCUCGUCCGAUCUCGAACAUCAAGCGCAAGGGCCGGCACCUUCUGCAGUUGGAGACUGUUUUGUUUACACUAUAUUACCCAGCCUCGUUCGGGAGUGGUAACGGGAACGCCCCAGGAGGAGAGAAGAAAUGGAGUCGCGAGACAUGGCUUCCAAGGCCGCGCAUGGAGACGGCGAAGGGUUAUGCGCGGUUUGCUGGCAUACCGAGCCCUAUAAGCAUCGGCAUCUUUGGCGCGACCACCAUGCUCACCAAAUUGCGCGGUUUUAGGAACGCCCCUCCUGCGACCCAUUGGCCUCCGGAAGGCAACAUGAAGAAAGACGGGUAUGAGAUCAAGAACCAGCAGGGUAGUCCGCCCGAGGGCAUGAACGACGAGCCCAUGUUCCCACUGUUGAUGUUUAGUCAUGGUCUUGGUGGCUCUAGAACCGCAUACAGCAGCCUAUGCUCUGAGUUCGCGAGCUACGGCUUCGUCGUGUGCGCAGUGGAGCAUAGAGACGGGAGUGGACCGCGGACUUUCAUUAAUCACAAGAAGCGAGGGAAGCGGAGAAAGGAUGCCCAAGGAGGAGGGAAAGCGAACCAUACGGAUUGCGACGGAGACGUAGAAGACGACAAAGACUUUGCCAAGUUUCAGCAUCUGGAUCACACUGACGAAGAAAUUGCGCAAGGUUAUCACUAUGUCGACUACAUCUUCCCCAAAGAUAAUCCGAUGGACACCGCACCGAACAAUGAGCACGGCGUCGACGGCGAACUGCGCAGCGCACAAAUAGAGCUGCGCCUUUGCGAGCUAGAGGAAGCAUACCGUGUACUCAAGAUGAUAUCUGACGGCGAUGGAGAGGAAAUCGCACGACAGAAUCUCCGAGGCGAAGGCUACGUUGGAGGCUCUUCCAGAGGUCUGGGCGGAAUUGAUUGGGCACAAUGGAAACAUCGUUUUCACGUAGAUAAAAUGACAAUGGCUGGUCAUAGUUUCGGAGCAGCAACAGUGGUAGAAGUGCUCAGGCACGCCGAAAGAUUUACUAAUGUGCAAGCGGGGAUAAUCUACGACAUCUGGGGCGCGCCUGUAAAGCCACCUGUGGAAGACCCGAAGCACCGAAUACACCUCCCCCUGCUGGGCAUCGCCAGUGAAGCGUUCAUGUAUUGGCAGAAAAACUGGGAUGCGUCCAUGUCUCUGAUGAAGGAGGCCAGCGAGCAUGGUGCCCCUGCGUAUCUUCUUACGGUCCGAGGCUCCGUUCACAUCAACCAAAGCGACUUCUCGAUCUUGUACAAGCACGUCUCAUCGUUGUUCAUGAAGGCCACUGUCCAUCCGCAAAGAGCUAUCGAUCUCAACGUCAGCACUAGCCUCGAGUUCCUCCGUUUGGUUACGCCCGACUCGGGAGGCGGCAAGUCCAUCAUUAAUCGAUGUAUGACAGAUGAGAAGAUUCUGGACACGCCUCUUAUGGAAGACAUGCCCAACGACCACCGACCGAACGACCAGUGGAUAGCUGCCCGACUACGAGUUGACAAUGAGUUCAGGAAACGGUUAGCUGCUGGUCUGCAAAGAAAGUUUAAGCGCAACUUUCAAGGCGGCAUGGGCACUGGAUACACGACUUCUGACGAGAUGUGGUGUUUCCAUAAACCUUCAGAGGAGGAUCUGCAAACAUGGAUCAAAGCAGAAGACAGAGGAGAAAAGCGCAUAGAUGAGGAUCAUGCUAUUGUAUCGGCGGAGGAAUCUCGGAAUAAUCAUCAUGCGGCUGCCGAUGCGCCUAGAUCUGCAAGCCCCUCCCGCAGAGAGGCAGAGAGAAGCGAAAGACCGGUACGGGAACAUGAGGCGGAGGUAAAGGAUGCAAACAGUCAGCAAACAGGGCAUGGGGUUCGAGAUAGAUAUGAUGAUGCGGAGAAGAACACUAGUGGGGAGUCUGGGGGUGGGCACGCAGCGGCCGCUGCAGAGCAGGGCGAAGAUGAACAAUCGAACAACUGGUUGGGCGUCGUGCCGAAGCUUAGACACGGUCCAGGGCAAGCAUCAGCAUAG
Alternaria incomplexa is the source of this 2232-nucleotide messenger RNA. RefSeq lists its product as uncharacterized. NCBI's taxonomy places the organism in Eukaryota, Fungi, Ascomycota, Dothideomycetes, Pleosporales, Pleosporaceae. The coding region runs from base 1 to 2232 and encodes 743 amino acids. The record is from RefSeq and is a predicted model, not a curated record. The transcript has 3 exons. Gene Ontology annotation, molecular function: 1-alkyl-2-acetylglycerophosphocholine esterase activity.